Messenger RNA from Prunus mume (Japanese apricot), 2850 nucleotides. RefSeq names its product Leucine-rich repeat protein kinase family protein. Lineage: Eukaryota; Viridiplantae; Streptophyta; Magnoliopsida; Rosales; Rosaceae. Gene Ontology annotation, biological process: protein phosphorylation. Gene Ontology annotation, molecular function: protein kinase activity; protein binding; ATP binding. The record is from RefSeq and is a predicted model, not a curated record.
CUACUAAUAUAUUAUAUUUUCCGACCAAAAAAAAAAAGAUACAUAAAAUAUUGUGUGUGUAUAUCUAGCCAAAAGAAAACCAGCAAAUAACUCUCUCUCUCUCUCUCUCUCUCUCUCAGAGUAGAGUGAGGCUCACAGCUCAUACAACAAAGGGCAGUGCAGUCCUCUUCAUCUUCCUUUUUCCUCUAAUUUAUUCAUUUUUCUUCUUUGCCCUUUACCUUCUCCUUUUCCUUUUCCACUUUUAUAAUUCAAACCCAAAAAAUUUCUUUUCUUUUUCAUCUUCAAAAACCAACUUUCUCUUUCUCUUUUUUUUCUGGUAAGAAAUUAGAAAUACUAUUCCUGCCUGCUUCUCCUAACUCAUUUAUCAGUUAAAAUCAUGCUUAAUUCCCACCAAAUUCUCAAAAGUCUCAGACUUGUUGUCCUUCCUUGUACCCACAUUUCUGCUAAGUGCUAACCCAAGAGAAAUUUCUAAUGCCUGGAUCUGAAGCUUUUCACUUCAAGGAAGGAGCUUUACCCUCUGCUAUUCAGCUCAGGCAGCCCAGGUCUCACUGCAUUCUUUGCUGCAAACUGCAGGAGAUUGUGAGCCCUCCAAGGAUUACAUUUUGAUUUCUCUAGUCACUUUCAAAGACUUUAGUCCAAACAACUCCCCAUGAAGUCCUGUCCCUUUUCAGUUAUUCCUUUCCUUUUUUCCAUUGUCAUUCUUCUUCCCCUUGUUUUCUCUGACCUGAAUUCUGAUAAGCAAGCCCUUCUUGACUUUGCUGCUGCUGUUCCCCAUCGUCGCAACCUAACUUGGAACCCUGCUUCCCCAGUCUGCACAUCCUGGGUUGGCAUCACUUGCAAUCGAAAUGGCACCCGGGUGACUGCCCUCCGACUUCCUGGAGUUGGACUUGUGGGCUCUGUCCCAUCAAACACCGUUGGUAGGCUAGAUGCCCUUCGGAUUCUUAGCCUUCGAUCCAAUCUCCUCCGUGGUAACCUUCCUUCCGAUAUUACCUCCCUUCCUGUACUCCAGAAUCUAUACCUCCAACAUAACAACUUCUCUGGUGAUAUUCCGGCCUCUUUUUCUCUUCAGCUCAAUGUUUUGGAUCUAUCAUUUAAUUCCUUCACUGGCAACAUUCCACGAAUAUUACAUAAUUUGACACAACUCACAGGAUUGAACCUCCAGAACAACAACCUUUCUGGACCCAUACCUGAUCUCAACCAACCCGGGCUCAAGCGUCUAAAUUUAAGCUACAACCAUCUUAAUGGCUCUAUCCCGUCUUCCCUUCAAAGAUUUUCCAAUUCAUCCUUUGUGGGAAACUCACUUUUAUGUGGAGCACCUCUUAAAGCUUGCUCCCUCGUCCUUCCUCCGCCACCUCCUACUCACAAUCCACCACCACCAGUAGUUCCUCAGAAACGAAGCUCCAAAAAGAAGCUGAAGUUGGGAGUUAUCAUUGCGAUUGCCGCUGGAGGGUCUGUUCUGCUGCUGCUGUUAGGCCUUAUCAUAGUUCUCUGGUGUUUAAAGAAAAAAGAUAGUGGAGGAACUAGUGUAUUGAAAGGAAAGGCUUCUAGUGGUGGAAGGAGUGAGAAGCCUAAGGAGGAUUUUGGAAGUGGGGUGCAAGAACCUGAGAAGAACAAACUCGUUUUCUUUGAAGGUUGUUCUUACAAUUUUGAUCUUGAUGAUUUGUUGAGGGCUUCUGCUGAAGUGUUGGGAAAGGGGAGUUAUGGCACAGCAUACAAGGCCGUCUUGGAGGAGGCAACAACAGUGGUAGUCAAAAGGUUGAAGGAAGUGGUCGUUGGGAAGAAGGAUUUUGAACAGCAAAUGGAGGUUGUGGGAAGAGUUGGACAGCACACAAAUGUUGUUCCACUCCGUGCUUAUUAUUACUCAAAGGAUGAGAAGCUUCUAGUUUAUGACUACAUCUCAAAUGGGAGCUUAUCUGCUCUUUUGCAUGGAAACAGGGGAGGCGGAAGAACUGCAUUAGACUGGGACUCCAGGAUAAAGAUUGCCCUUGGAACUGCAAGAGGAAUCGCUCACAUCCAUUCUAUGGGUGGUCCGAAAUUCACUCACGGAAAUAUCAAGUCCACAAAUGUCCUCCUCAGCCAAGAUCUUGAUGGGUGCAUCUCUGAUGUUGGCCUGACCCCUCUCAUGAAUGUUCCUGCCACUACUCGGAGUGCGGGCUAUCGAGCUCCGGAGGUGAUUGAAACCCGCAAGCACUCUCAUAAAUCAGAUGUGUAUAGCUUUGGCGUAGUCCUCCUUGAGAUGCUGACUGGAAAAGCUCCUCUCCAGUCACCAGGGCGUGAUGAUAUGGUUGAUCUCCCUCGGUGGGUCCAGUCUGUUGUCAGGGAGGAAUGGACUGCUGAGGUUUUUGAUGUUGAGCUGAUGAGGUACCAAAACAUUGAAGAAGAAAUGGUGCAAAUGUUGCAAAUUGCAAUGGCAUGCGUGGCAAAGGUGCCAGACAUGCGACCUAACAUGGAAGAAGUUGUUAGAAUGAUUGAAGAAAUCCGGCAAUCCGACUCAGAGAACCGGCCAUCUUCCGAAGAGAAUAAAUCAAAGGACUCAAAUGUGCAGACUCCUUGACCACCACCAAAACUUGUUGCUUUUUCCACUCAUCAGGUUCUGAGAAAUUCAUAUAUUUGUUCCUCUUCUGAUUAGGGAAGCAUAAUAGCACUUUUCCUUUAUGUACAUGCCUCCUCAGGUUUUCCCAAGCAUUAUUCAAUUACAUGCUCGGCUUUGUAGAGUGGGAAUCAAUCCAAUUGUGCCAUUUUUCCUAGGUAGUAGUCAGGUGGGUUUUUUUUUAGUUUCUUGAUUUGUUGCAAUAUGUAUUUUAACCUAAGGAAUUAAUUGAUGAUCUUCAUUAAUUCAAGAGCUUUCUC